AUGGCGACCUACACCUCGGUCAUGCGAUUUAUCGAGCCUUGGUCUCAGAGCAAGGAGCUUCCGUUUAUUCGAACUAACCCACAGCCGGGUUAUGAUUACAUGAACUUCGAAUGGAUUGAUCGCCCGGUUCAAAUCAAGGAUUCUCGAGGCGAAAAAGAGACCUUUAGUCUCGAUAAACAUGGGUUUGCUUAUACCGAUGACAUCGAAGGUGCCACCCAGGAAAUGCUUGACGUAUUGCGGGAGAACGACGGCGAAAGAAUCCGCGAGAAGUACUAUCCCCACAUUGAAAGCCUUGUUAAGAAGCAGACGGGGGCAUCGCAUGUGAUAAUCUUCGAUCAUACCUCACGUAAACGACGUCCCGAGUUGGGAACAUACGAGAACCCAACUGGCAAGGAGCAGCCGGCGACGAUGGUGCAUUGCGACCAGUCGACCAAAGGCGCACUCCGUCGCCUUGAGCAGAAUGUUCCGGCAGAUGUCCACAACCACCUACAAAAGCGAAUCUUGAUGAUAAACGUGUGGCGUCCUCUGCGUGGCCCGGUGCAGGAUUGGCCUCUCGCUACCAUGGACUAUCGAACAUGCGAUGAAGAUCUAAUUUAUCCUACCGAUCUCUUGGACAAGACGGAUAAUUACCGCGGGCAGACGGUGACCUUUUCGCAUGCGCCCGAUCAAACAUGGUAUUAUCUGGACCAACAACAGACACAUGAGGUGACUUUGAUCAAGAUCUGGGACAAUAAGCAAGAUGUCGAAGCCAAAUUGUGUCCCCAUGCUGCCUUCAAGCAUCCGAAUGCUUCAGUAGAUGCGCCCCCUCGUGAAAGUAUUGAAGUCCGGUGCUUUGCUAUUCUCGAUUAG
This is a messenger RNA of Penicillium cataractarum, 849 nucleotides long. RefSeq lists its product as uncharacterized. The transcript has 5 exons. The record is from RefSeq and is a predicted model, not a curated record. Lineage: Eukaryota; Fungi; Ascomycota; Eurotiomycetes; Eurotiales; Aspergillaceae. The coding region runs from base 1 to 849 and encodes 282 amino acids. Gene Ontology annotation, molecular function: oxidoreductase activity.